AUUAUUACAAAAGAAGCUAUGCUAAAUUGAGAGUGGAUUGAGAGGGAGAAGGUGAAGAAGACAAUGCCUUUGGGAAAAUAUUACUGCGAUUACUGCGACAAACAGUUUCAGGACACACCAGCAGCCAGGAAGCGCCACCUCUCCGGCGUCCAGCACCAGCGCAAUCGCACCCUCUGGUACGACUCUGUCAAAGAGACACAGUGGGGCUCUCUUCUUCAUCACGAUGCGAUUCUAGAUAAGGGAGUCUGCCACCAUUUUGUCCGCUUGGGAAGCUGCAAAUAUGGGGAUACAUGCAAAUACUAUCAUCCUACUCAAAAUGUGACAAAUGCAACUCAGGUUGCGACAGAAAAUCAACCUGGAUGCCACAUGGGAAUUUCAUGGGGUGACUUGCCUCCAUCUCUGAGACCUCCUCCUGAUGGCGGUUAUCCUCCUCUUCCUUCUGUCGGCUGGGGAUAACUCAUACUCAGAACUCCAUUUUUGUAUCAAAUUUCCCCUACAUAUUUCCUCCUUUGUUUCACAGGAAAGCAUAUCACGCUUCGCAAAAAUCCUAGCUUAUGCGGGUAUUUUGUUACUGUUCAAUGAUUGAUUUGCAAUGUUUAUUUUGUUACUGUUCAAUGAUUGAUUUGCAAUGUUUAAGCAUGGUUUGUAUGCGGAAAUUAUUUGCCUAAUUGACCCAACUGCAAAAAUAAAUUGGAAUUGUUCACAUAA
This is a messenger RNA of Phalaenopsis equestris, 708 nucleotides long. RefSeq names its product zinc finger CCCH domain-containing protein 3. The coding region runs from base 64 to 456 and encodes 130 amino acids. Gene Ontology annotation, cellular component: U12-type spliceosomal complex; nucleus. Lineage: Eukaryota; Viridiplantae; Streptophyta; Magnoliopsida; Asparagales; Orchidaceae. The transcript has 4 exons. Gene Ontology annotation, molecular function: zinc ion binding; nucleic acid binding. The record is from RefSeq and is a predicted model, not a curated record.